GCCGUGGCCAACCCCUCUAUAAACCCUCUCGUUUCAAUACACUUGAACUCUCAGUUGGAUUCACUUCCUGUAACUCCCUCUUCAGAUUUGAAAGAACCAUGGAUGACAGUUUAUAUGAUGAAUUUGGAAACUACAUUGGACCAGAAAUUGAGUCUGACAGAGAAAGUGAUGGAGAUGAUCAAGAUGAGGACAUCCCUGACAAGCCUGAUGAAGAGGAAAUGGUAUCUGAUGUUGAGGAUGCAGUUGCAGCCUCUAAUGGGUGGAUAACUGCAUCUAAUGAUGUUGACAUGGACAACCAGAUUGUCCUUGCUGAAGACAAAAAGUACUAUCCUACUGCUGAAGAAGUCUAUGGUGAAGAUGUUGAAACCUUGGUAAUGGAUGAAGAUGAGCAACCUCUUGAACAACCAAUAAUCAAACCUGUUAGGAAUAUUAAGUUUGAGUUGGGAGUGAAGGAUUCGUCGACAUAUGUGUCAACCCAGUUUCUUUUGGGUCUUAUGUCAAACCCAGCUUUGGUUCGGAAUGUUGCUCUGGUCGGACAUUUACAGCAUGGAAAGACACUAUUCAUGGACAUGCUGGUUGAGCAAACACACCAUAUUUCAACAUUUGAUUCAAAUAGUGAGAAGCACAUGAGAUACACAGAUACGAGGAUUGAUGAGCAAGAGAGAAGGAUAUCAAUUAAGGCUGUUCCCAUGUCACUUGUUCUUGAGGAUAGCAAUUCAAAAUCUUAUCUUUGUAACAUCAUGGACACUCCAGGUCAUGUAAAUUUCUCUGAUGAGAUGACUGCUGCUCUCAGACUUGCCGAUGGUGCUGUCUUGAUUGUGGAUGCUGCUGAAGGAGUAAUGGUAAAUACAGAAAGGGCUAUACGCCAUGCAAUCCAAGAGCGCCUUCCUAUUGUACUUGUAAUCAAUAAGGUUGACAGGCUGAUCACUGAACUCAAAUUGCCCCCAAAGGAUGCUUAUCAUAAGCUAAGGCAUACUCUGGAACUCAUCAAUAAUCACAUAUCUGCUGCCUCAUCAACUGCAGGAAAUGUCCAAAUCAUAGACCCGGCUGCUGGAAAUGUCUGUUUUGCUAGUGCUAGUGCAGGAUGGUCUUUUACUUUGCAAUCAUUUGCUAAACUAUAUGUCAAACUCCAUGGCGUCCCAUUUGAUGCCAAUAAGUUUGCAUCUCGGCUUUGGGGAGAUAUGUAUUAUCAUCCUGAUGCUAGGGUUUUCAGGAAGAAACCGCCUGCAAGUGGAGGGGAAAGAUCAUUUGUCCAGUUUGUGCUUGAGCCCCUCUACAAGAUAUAUAGCCAAGUAAUUGGAGAACAUAAGAAGAGUGUGGAGAGUACCCUUGCAGAACUGGGUGUCACUCUCAGCAAUGCAGCCUACAAACUAAAUGUUAGGCCUUUGCUGAGGUUGGCCUGUAGCUCAGUCUUUGGUUCAGCGACAGGUUUCACUGAUAUGCUGGUUCAGCAUAUUCCUUCUGCCAAAGAUGCUGCAGCUAAGAAGGUUGAUCAUAUUUAUACUGGACCCAAAGAUUCUGCAAUAUACCAGGCCAUGGAAGAUUGUGAUUCUUCUGGUCCUCUAAUGGUUAAUGUGACUAAACUGUAUCCAAAGUCUGAUUGCAGUGUUUUUGAUGCUUUUGGUAGGGUUUAUAGUGGUGAAAUCCAAACAGGGCAGACUUUACGUGUGCUGGGAGAAGGCUAUUCACCAGAAGACGAAGAGGAUAUGACAGUAAAGGAAGUUACAAAAUUAUGGGUUUAUCAAGCUCGUUACAGAAUACCCAUAAGCAAGGCUCCUCCUGGUUCUUGGGUUCUCAUUGAAGGUGUGGAUGCUUCAAUUAUGAAGACUGCCACACUUUGUAAUUUGGAUUAUGAUGAGGAUGUAUACAUAUUUCGGCCUCUUCUGUUUAAUACUCUUCCAGUAGUUAAAACAGCUACUGAGCCUUUAAAUCCAAGUGAGUUGCCCAAAAUGGUGGAGGGUCUUAGGAAGAUCAGUAAGAGCUAUCCUUUAGCAAUUACUAAAGUUGAGGAGUCUGGAGAACACACUAUUUUAGGUACUGGGGAGUUGUAUUUGGAUUCUAUCAUGAAGGACCUUAGAGAACUGUAUUCUGAAGUUGAAGUCAAGGUGGCAGAUCCUGUUGUAUCAUUUUGUGAAACUGUGGUGGAGUCUUCAUCAAUGAAAUGUUUUGCUGAAACACCCAACAAGAAGAAUAAAAUAACCAUGAUUGCAGAGCCAUUGGAGAAAGGACUCGCGGAGGAUAUCGAGAAUGGUGUUGUAAGCAUUGAUUGGCAUCGAAAGAAACUUGGUGACUUUUUUCAAACAAAAUAUGACUGGGAUUUGCUGGCUGCAAGGUCCAUAUGGGCAUUUGGGCCAGAUAAGCAGGGGCCUAACAUUUUGUUAGAUGAUACUCUCUCUAGUGAAGUUGAUAAGAACUUACUAAAUGCUGUCAAAGAUUCCAUUGUUCAAGGAUUUCAAUGGGGUGCCCGAGAAGGACCCCUGUGUGAUGAGCCCAUCAGAAAUGUUAAGUUCAAAAUAGUCGAUGCAAGGAUUGCACCUGAGCCCUUGCAUCGAGGAACUGGUCAGAUCAUUCCUACAGCUCGGCGGGUGGCCUACUCUGCAUUCCUUAUGGCAACUCCACGACUUAUGGAACCUGUAUACUACGUGGAGAUACAAACACCAAUAGACUGUGUCUCUGCAAUCUACACUGUCUUAUCUCGCAGGCGUGGGCAUGUUACAGCUGAUGUUCCUCAACCAGGGACCCCAGCCUAUAUUGUUAAGGCAUUUUUGCCAGUGAUAGAAUCAUUUGGGUUUGAGACAGACUUGAGGUACCAUACUCAAGGGCAAGCGUUUUGCGCCUCUGUGUUUGAUCACUGGGCUAUAGUUCCAGGGGACCCUCUUGAUAAGAGUAUUGUCCUGCGGCCACUGGAACCUGCACCGAUUCAGCACCUUGCUCGUGAGUUCAUGGUUAAGACAAGGCGUAGAAAGGGUAUGAGUGAAGAUGUAAGCAUCAAUAAAUUCUUCGACGAGGCUAUGGUGGUGGAGCUAGCCCAGCAGGCAGCCGACCUUCAUCAGCAAAUGAUUUAAGUCAGGAGACAGGAGUGCAUUCCUCUGUUUAAUCUCAUUUUCUGAUCACUGGAUAUCCUGCAUCACCAAGCAGGGUUUUGUUGUAGAUGUUUUGGUCCUCUUCCUCACAUUUUUCAUCGUAGUUAGCUGUACAAGUUCAAUUCAAAUGCAAAAAACUUGUGCAUCUGAUUGCCAUUCGGGGAUUAAAAAACAACGGAAUUGCCUUUGGUGGAUUUUUGUUACGAAAUUUAAUGCUUUUUUAAUCGUUCCCAAGGCACAGGCCUUGUGUUUUUC
This is a messenger RNA of Vitis riparia (riverbank grape), 3338 nucleotides long. Its product is annotated as 110 kDa U5 small nuclear ribonucleoprotein component CLO. The transcript is spliced from 11 exons. Gene Ontology annotation, biological process: mRNA splicing, via spliceosome. The record is from RefSeq and is a predicted model, not a curated record. Gene Ontology annotation, cellular component: cytosol; U2-type catalytic step 2 spliceosome; U4/U6 x U5 tri-snRNP complex. Gene Ontology annotation, molecular function: translation elongation factor activity; GTPase activity; U5 snRNA binding. NCBI's taxonomy places the organism in Eukaryota, Viridiplantae, Streptophyta, Magnoliopsida, Vitales, Vitaceae. Bases 99 to 3065 code for a protein of 988 amino acids.